Molecule: messenger RNA, 666 nt
Organism: Colletotrichum acutatum
Lineage: Eukaryota; Fungi; Ascomycota; Sordariomycetes; Glomerellales; Glomerellaceae
Product: ribosomal protein L10.e
Exons: 3
Coding region: 1-666 (221 amino acids)
Biological process (GO): translation; ribosomal large subunit assembly
Cellular component (GO): cytosolic large ribosomal subunit; ribosome
Molecular function (GO): structural constituent of ribosome
Source: RefSeq, a predicted model, not a curated record
AUGGCCCGUCGUCCCGCUCGUUGCUACCGGUACUGCAAGAACAAGCCGUACCCCAAGUCGCGCUUCAACCGCGGUGUCCCCGACCCCAAGAUUCGCAUCUUCGAUCUUGGCCGCAAGAAGGCGACUGUCGAUGACUUCCCUCUCUGCAUCCACAUGGUCUCCAACGAGUACGAGCAGCUGAGUUCCGAGGCUCUCGAGGCCGCUCGCAUUUGCGCCAACAAGUACUUCGUCAAGACCGCCGGAAAGGAGUCCUUCCACCUCCGUGUCCGCGCCCACCCCUUCCACGUCGUCCGUAUCAACAAGAUGUUGUCUUGCGCCGGUGCCGAUAGACUUCAGACUGGUAUGCGUGGUGCCUGGGGUAAGCCCAACGGCACUGUCGCCCGUGUCAACAUUGGCCAGAUCAUCAUGUCCAUCCGCACUCGUGACUCCAACAAGGCCGUUGCCCUUGAGGCCCUCCGCCGCUCCCAGUACAAGUUCCCCGGUCGCCAGAAAAUCAUUAUCUCCAAGAACUGGGGCUUCACCCCCCUUCGCCGCGAGGAGUACCUCGAGAAGAAGGCUGCUGGCCGCGUCAAGGUCGAUGGUGCCUACGUUCAGUUCCUUGCCAACCACGGCUCCCUCGAGCAGAACAUGAAGCGCUUCCCCGAUGCUUUCGCCUCCGAGGCUUAA